ACUCCGACCGCUAAUCUCCAUGAGUCGCCAAAGCGCCCAAUUUACAACAUCAUCCACACUGGUUACCGCGUGUAAAUCAAACGCCAUGUUCACAAUGGACAAAGGGGAAAAGAUAUUAGCGGGGCAUGUAGUUAACUCUUCCGCUGGACACAAUGGAGGUUACUGUACGUACUCGUGACGCAAGAGAAGGUAAUAAAAGUCAUUGCCUUUUUUAGGGAGAGGUCAACGGAUGAGGAAAUACCAUCGAUGAUUCUUACGUCAGAUUCAUCUUUAUUCUUAACCACCAUUUUCUUCGUUAACACAAUGACCAGUAUCGCGUAAUGCCUCCAAAAUCCAUUCUAGUCCUAGGCGGUGGCCUUUCCGGACUUUCUUCUGCAUUUCAUCUUUCCCGACGGUUUCCUACCGUUCCCAUUACCCUCCUAGAACACUCGAAUCGUUUGGGUGGAUGGGUUCGUAGCGAACGUGUCAAAGUGAGGGAUAACCAGGGUCAUGAGGCGAGUAUACUGCUUGAGGGCGGGCCGAGGACGUUGAGACCUAAUGGAAAGUCGGUGGUUGAGUUGGUGAACCUCCUUGGUCUUCAUGAAUCUGUUAUAACUGUACCUAAGAGCGCACCCGCCGCGAAGAACCGGUUUUUACAUAUCCCUGGAACGAAUGGCCUCACGCCUCUCCCAAACUCUUUACUAUCUGUAUUUACAUCGCCCAUUCGAACCGUGUUGCUAGGGGGAGUUCUCGGCGAACCAUUCCGUGCUCGCACCAAUUGGAGACCGGCUUUCAACCACUAUAACGACAUGUCUUUCGACGACUUCCUCACCUAUCAUUUCGGUGCCGACUUCGCACGCCUUAUGGGUAGUGCUCUUGCACAUGGAAUUUAUGCUGCUGAUAGCCGACUCGUUAGUGUCCGGGCAGCGUUUCCUUCGCUCUGGGAUAUGGCAGGAGAAAACGGAACGGAGAGUAUAGUACUCAACACUUUCAAGCGCGCUUGUGGGUUUGGGAAGUCGGAUUUGAAGGCGGUCGCAGAAAGUUCAGCACAAUCAUACGAUCUAGGCAAUGUCGAAGCAGGGUUGAAAGAUGCGAGCGUGUUUUCCUUCAGGGAUGGCGCUGAAGCACUAGUUCAAGCUCUUGAAAGAGAACUCGAGCGAAGACAAAAUGUGACAAUACUCAAGUCUCAUGGUAUCGCCGCAAUAUCCAAGGAUACACGUUCCGGAGACUUCGUGGUAUCUGACGCAUCCGACGUGAGACACCUAUGUUCACAUGUCGUAUCCUCAAUCUCCCUCCCUUCAUUGCAUUCAGUCCUAGAAUUCUCUCGCUCGCGUGAACUCAACUCCUUGGGUAUAGAUCAUAUUAAUCCGCCCCAGCUGCCCCACUUGGUGUCUAACCCGUCCUCAUCUGUGACCGUGAUUAACCUCAUAUUUCCUCCCACUCCUGGUGGGGCAAUACACCCAGAUGGAUUUGGAUACCUCGUACCCCGCAAGGAGAAUGAUACUGAAAUCGGCAAGGUCAAUUAUGAUUCCUUGGAGGACAGACUACUCGGCGUAGUAUUCGACUCUUGUGCUUUAUCAGCUCAAGACGUCUAUCCUCCCGGAACAAACUCGAACAGGACGUUCACAAAGUUGACGCUAAUGCUCAAGGGAGCUUCUGAAGCCAACAUGCCUUCUGAAGGCGAUCUGCUAGCCCUUCUCUCAAAACAUCUAGUUCCUCGUGCGCCGAUACCACCACCCGUGUUUAUGCGCGUCCAUUUAUCUAAGGACUGUAUAUCUACCCCAAGCGUUGGACACCUGGAAAGGAUGGCUGAACUCCGGAAGGCACUGGGUGGAACUGAGAAGGAUAGUUUCUGGGGAGGAAGAUUCGAGGUACUUGGUGCUGGUGUGGGAGGUGUCAGUGUACCAGACUGUAUCGAACAAGGAAGACGACUGGCUUUACGUUGGUCGAGAUGAUAUACAUAAAUGCACAUCAUUUACGCUCAGCAGAGAAACGUUCACUAUGGUGAAGGCAAAGGCUGUCCCCCACCCCCGAAUCCUGCUUGAUGUCAAUCGUGCUCAAGGCUCUACUUCCCUGUCCCAGCAACACCCUGGGUAAAUGCGGAUUGGAAAAUCGCCACGAAGUAAAAGGUAGAUACCUGUUUUCAAAUUCGGACAAUGUGUAGCCCAUGAAGACAUCCAAAGAGCAAGAGAACAUAUAACAAUCUUGAAUCGUCCAACAAGCCAAAUAACUAUUCAUCGCACGACUGAGAUAAUCCUCCCCUCCUCCAGGACAUAUACUUCGUAUAUCGGCUCGAGGUAAGGAUAACGUACACGACACUUACCCAAUGGACUUUCGUCCGGCUGCUCUGCAAAUGUUGGCUGCGACAAAUCUCUUCUUGCGCAAUGCACCAAUGGCGCUCAGAAGCGCAAGCAGAAUCCACCAGCCCCAUCUGCGUUUUAACGCAGUGACUGGUCGGGUACCUGGACGAAGUGGGAGUGUAUCAUUAAGAUUCUUCUUUAGAUCAGCCAAUUUCUUAUCCUAUACACGAAGCGAACGUUACUUGGAAGAUAACAUCUGGCAGCGAGGCUCGGAAGAGAGGGGCUUACCGUAUAUGGUGGAAAACGAGAGCCGAGAACAACCUUGUCCAACCAGCUGGGAACGUCGAGAGUACCUCUGAAGUGUGUAAAGGUGUUGAAACCCCACUUUCCGGUAGUAUAUCCAACUGGAAUAGUAGUUGUAUGUGAGUCAACGCUAAGAUCUAGGAGCUAGACUUUCGUACAUCCACUGGCUCCGAUGCCGCCAAAUGGCAAACCGG
Messenger RNA from Somion occarium, 2776 nucleotides. Lineage: Eukaryota; Fungi; Basidiomycota; Agaricomycetes; Polyporales; Cerrenaceae. The record is from the annotation of a GenBank genome assembly.